AUCAAUGGAGAUUUUAUCAUAUUUUAUGCUGGUUUCUCUAGCCGUUGUGGCUGUUUAUGGUUCGGAUUCGGUUGAUCUACCUCGCUCGUCUCGCCUUACCCUCUCCCAGAAGAAAAGUACGGGAUUUCUCCACCUUGACCGACGAGAUGGAUUGGCUUCUGAAGGAAUAAAAAUUGAUGCAGGAUUCUGGUACGCUGACUUUACCGUUGGCGGCGCUUCCAACCUCAGUCUUUUAAUCGAUACUGGGUCUGGAGAUAUUGUUGUGAACCCAGGAAUCUACAUCCCCGGAAAAACAUCCGAGAAUCUUAAUAUUACUUUCGAGAAUACAUAUGGUACAACAUCGAAAGAUGGCACUGGAAGUGCAACAAUCGUCGGCGACCUUUAUUCCGACAAAGUCAUCUUCGGGGGCUUGACGGCAACUCAGAUUGUGGGAGCUGCAAAUGGGACAUCACCACUGCAAAAGUCCGGAAUUGCUGGAUUUUCUGGGCAGCGAUUCAACCAAUUCCCAGCCAGUUCCAAUGCCACACCAUUCUUUCAAUCACUUUGCGAUCAAAAGAAAGUCUCCGAAUGCCGAUUCGGUCUCGCACUGUCAGAUGACGGUACUGGAAUACAAAUAUUGGGAGAACUGGACACUUCUCUGUACACUGGUGAUCUAGUCGUAGCACCUAUUAUUGAAAACUGGGUCCUUCUCGGCGACCUUGUGGUUGGCGGAGAGGUACAGGAAAGAGACAUGCUGAUUGAGCUCGACAGCGGAACUGCUACAAUAGUUGGACCUAUCGUCACUGUUUCUGCCAUUUUUAACGCAACAGGCAUCCAAGGUGUUCUCCGAUCUACCAGCGAGGGUGAUUUGCUCACUGGAUAUUUUCCAUGCGACAAGCCCCCAACUGUUGGAUUCAACUUUCCACCAAAGACCAAUGCUUCUCUUGCUGGCAAAGAUAGUUUGAGUGCCAUCAGCAUGAGAAGCUCGACUUUCAACAUCCCACUGAACGCAUGGGCAGCCGUAGAUAAUGGCAAUAAUAACUGCACGGCUGUCCUCAGCGGCCAGAAUUAUGAAGCGCAUCCAGGACUUUGGGUUAUUGGUCAACCAUUCUUCCAAGGGCUUUACAUUGAUCAUAACCUGGAAAAUGGAACUGUUGGAUUUGCCAAGCUAAAACGUACCAGCCCAGGGAGGAGUACAACAGCACCAACAGCUUCAGUGCCAACGCCAACUGGUGACGCAAUAAUUCACAAGCAUAGCGCUUGGGCAAUGUUGGUGUUGGCCUUUAGCUUGGUCGUUGUCGUUACUAUGUAG
Messenger RNA from Pseudogymnoascus verrucosus, 1291 nucleotides. RefSeq lists its product as uncharacterized. Lineage: Eukaryota; Fungi; Ascomycota; Leotiomycetes; Thelebolales; Thelebolaceae. The transcript is spliced from 5 exons. The record is from RefSeq and is a predicted model, not a curated record. Gene Ontology annotation, molecular function: aspartic-type endopeptidase activity. Bases 5 to 1291 code for a protein of 428 amino acids. Gene Ontology annotation, biological process: proteolysis.